AUGGAUCAGAAUGGCGACGAUCAACUCGGGCGAUCACUAAGAGAUCCGAAUCAGGAAAUACUCGAUGAACAGGCGAAUCUUCACAAUCAAGGUCAAGGAACUGAGGCGCUUUUGAGUGUUCCGAACGCACUAAACUCCAUUCCAAAUCCUGAUUACAGGCAAUGGAUGAGCUUUAUUCUAGAGAUGUCUGGAGUGCCUGAUGCUAUUGAGAAGACACACCACUACCAAAUGGUAGAAGUAAUGGGAAGUUUGGAUAAGUCGCCGAAAGCCAUUGAUGGCCAACCGAUGUAUUUCAACAAGGAGAAUAUAUCCAAAAUAGUCGGUGAUCAUGAGAGGAGGAGAAUCGAAUUGUUCGAUGGUUUACAGUCGAAUCUCACUGAGAAACAGGCUGCUGGAGGAUCGGAAGGGGAAGCUGACGAAUCGGAGCGUGUGAUUGGACUCGAUCCGGAUUCACCAAGACGACGCUCCAAACGGGCCACGAUAUUAUCACCGGUAUUCAUGACUAAUAUCAUCAAUAAUGGAGCGGCAAUAUCAGCACCAAUCGUUCUCUCACCGAUUGCACUCACUCCCGUCAUCAAUUCACCAUCAAUUUAUGGUACGGUUAUACUCAGCCCGGUCGUAUUGACCCCACUUAUCCUAUCGCCAAAAAUAUUCGCUCCGGUGAUUCUUUCGCCGGUGAACUUACUUCCCAUUGUUCUCUCACCACUCGCAUUCGAUCCUUUCAUUCUGUCACCAGGUGCGCUCGUUCCCCUUAUUCUUUCGCCUUUGCUAUUCGAUCCUUUCAUUUUCAGUUCAGAAGCCUUAACUCCAGUUGUCCUAUCUCCAUUAGCCUUCUCACCAUUCAUAUUCAAUCCCAACUACAUGGCACCAGUAAUUCUAAGUCCAUUCAUAUUCACACCGCUAUUGUUUUCACCGCCUUACGUAACUGCACUUGUUCUAUCGCCUUAUGCCUUCUCACCGUUGAUCAAUUCUACCGGUAAAGAUGUGAGUAUAAUUUUAUCACCAAGUGCAUUCAGUUAA
Messenger RNA from Anisakis simplex (herring worm), 1020 nucleotides. The record is from the annotation of a GenBank genome assembly. Lineage: Eukaryota; Metazoa; Nematoda; Chromadorea; Rhabditida; Anisakidae.